Messenger RNA from Leguminivora glycinivorella, 1485 nucleotides. It is a transcript of the gene Rae1, whose product is annotated as protein Rae1. The record is from RefSeq and is a predicted model, not a curated record. The transcript has 11 exons. Gene Ontology annotation, molecular function: RNA binding; ubiquitin binding. NCBI's taxonomy places the organism in Eukaryota, Metazoa, Arthropoda, Insecta, Lepidoptera, Tortricidae. Gene Ontology annotation, biological process: transcription-dependent tethering of RNA polymerase II gene DNA at nuclear periphery; RNA export from nucleus. Bases 155 to 1207 code for a protein of 350 amino acids. Gene Ontology annotation, cellular component: nuclear pore.
CUUACACGUUUACUAGGCCUAAAUAUUUUCCUUAGUCUUGUCACUCUUGACACAUUAAAAAAAGUCGAUAAUAACAUAACCUCUAAAAAAACGGUUUGCGUCUGUUAUUUGAACAAAACAUUGGAGAAAUCGCUUUGCAGCUUAGUGCAGUAAGAUGUUCAACCAAAUGACAGCAGCCGGGGGCAACCCCAACAAGGAUCUGGAGGUAGCCUCGCCUCCCGACGACACUGUUUCGGCCCUUGAGUUUUCCCCGCCUUCUGUACCGCAAACUUUCCUGAUUGCCGGCUCGUGGGACUGUCGGGUGAGAUGUUGGGAAGUGGAAGCGUCCGGGAAAACAGUGCCCAAAGCUGCUCAGGGCAUGGACGGCCCCAUUCUUGAUGUAGCCUGGCAUGAUGAUGGAUCCAAGGUGUUCAUGGCCUCAACAGACAAAAGUGUCAAAUGCUGGGACCUAGCAGCCAAUCAAACCAUUCAGGUAGCAGCCCACGAUGCUCCAGUGAAGACCUGCCACUGGGUCAAGGCUCCCAACUACACCUGUCUCAUGACCGCCUCUUGGGACAAGACCCUGAAGUUCUGGGACACUCGCAGCUCUCAGCCAAUCAUGAGCAUGAAUCUCUCGGAAAGAUGCUAUUGUGCCGAUGUGGACUACCCGAUGGCAGUGGUGGGCACGGCGGACCGCGGCAUCUGUCUUUACACGCUGGAGGGCAAGCCGGCAGAGUUUAAGAGAGUUGAGUCCCCGUUGAAGCAUCAGCAUCGUUGCAUCGCUAUCUUUAAGGACAAGAAAACUAAGCAGCCAGCAGGCUUCGCGCUGGGUUCAGUGGAGGGCAGAGUGGCCAUACAGUAUGUCAACCCGACCAACCCCAAAGAUAACUUCACAUUCAAGUGUCAUCGGUCAGCAGGAACCACUGGUGGAUAUCAGGAUAUCUACGCGGUGAAUGACAUCGCCUUCCACCCCGUUCAUGGGACUCUGGCAACAGUGGGUUCCGAUGGCUCAUUCUCCUUCUGGGACAAGGACGCGCGCACGAAGCUAAAGUCCUCAGAGUUGCUAGAGCAGCCACUGACCAGGGCCGCAUUCAACCACAACGGGCAGAUAUUCGCGUACGCCGUGGGUUAUGAUUGGUCCAAGGGCCAUGAGCAUUUCAACCCAGCUAAGAAGAACUUCAUCUACCUCCGAGCGUGCUACGAGGAGCUAAAACCGCGUACAAACUGAUUCACUUCCCUGCCUUCUUUCAAUGCAUAAACGACUCCACGUCAGUGACGUCAACAACGCGACGUCAAAGACGUCGGGUGACGUCAACAACGUGACGUCGAGGACGUCGGGUGACGUCAUAAAUGGCAUUAGUGUUGUAAUAUGGCGAUCGUAUAAUAGGCGAGACGACUAAAAAAAAACGAAUUACUCUAAGACUAAAUUAAAUUAUUUCAUAGGAAAUAUUUUAAUUUGUAACCGGGAUAUAGACCGUGAUUACCUUUUUGAUUUUUGUCGAGCUC